AUUGUAGCGCCACUCAACCCGCGCCAGUGGUGAAUGCACAGUGGAGAAAUACAACUGCGUGAUUUGGAGCGGACUGGCGGGGGUGGCGGGAUCUGUUUUUUAAAGGGAAUAUAUUGUACAUUUACACCCGACUAAACAAAGAGUGACUGGAGAACAGCGACUGACCAGAAAACACGUGGGCCGCGUAGCGUGGAGAUAUCCGGUUUGUAGGUUGCCCUGAAAAAACGGUGACAUCGGGCAGCCUCAGUUAUGGAGAACCGACACACCCUCGAACAAAAGUAUGCUGCCAAUAUAGAGAAGAUUGAUUACGAAGAUGAGAAAGUAUUAAUUCAUUACCGCCAGUGGAGCCACCGCUACGACGAGUGGUUUGAUUGGACAAGUCCAUACCUGAGACCUGUGGAAAGGGUUCAGCUGAGGCGUCAGGGUCUGCAGGACGACCUUCCUGGCUUUCACGUGAAUGAUAAGGUCCUGGCCAGCUGGUCUGACUGCCGUUUCUACCCUGCGAAGGUCAUUUCUGUUAAUAAAGAUGCUUCCUACACUGUGAAGUUUUAUGAUGGCGUCAUUCAGACAGUGAAGGACAUACACGUGAAACCUUUUAUAAAACAGAGAGGUGGUGGGGGAAAGUCUCGCUCUGCUGAAAGAAACAUGGUUAGGAGGGCUCCAAAUCGUCGAGACAGGAGGCCUCAGGAGAAUGGGGGUCCCAAAAACAAACGAGCCAGGCGCAGCACUUCCGAUCAAGAAGAUGAAAGCAACAGUGAAGAUGAAGAGCGGGAAGAGAGGAUGAUAAAUGAGAAGAACAAGAAAACAAAUGGUGAGGUGGUGACUGCACCCACCAUAAAACAGGAAGAGAAACUGUUAGAGCAAACAGAACAGAAGAAGCCCAGAGAUGGAGAAAAGGUGUUGGGACUUACAAAUGGAGUCAGGUUGGAAGAAAACAACAUGCAACAUGAUGACAGGUGCAAUGUAAAUGGAGAGGUGAAGGAAGAGAUGACAACAGAGAGUGAAACAAAGCCAUAUUCAGAGGCACCCAGGCCAUAUAUAGAGAUGACCCCUCACACGUCAGGGCAGACAGAACAGGUGUCUGUCUGUAUGACAACCACAGACUCCAAUGGAGAUGUGGAGCAGAAGCCAAGCGUCCAAUCAGAAAACUCUCAGCUUGCAGUGGACAUACCACCACCUCAGCCUGUGAAACCUGUACGGAAGCAGGGUUUUCACAACCCCAACAGGUUCAGCAGAGAACCUUUAUAUCGAGUUAUCAAAAACCAGCCACCGCCAGUUCUGUCCAUCAACCUUGACCACAACCCCUUUAAGUGCAGCGCUCCUGGUUGCACAAAGUCUUUUCGCAAGGCCAAGUUGCUACACUACCAUAUGAAAUAUUACCAUGGUGAAGAGCAGCCUCUGGAGGAGAACUGCAGCCCCACCAGGAGCAUCCAGACCAGGGCCUCCGACAAACAAACCGCCACCUGCAUGGAAGGGCCAAAGAGACGACGCACCAUCUCUGCCUCUCUGCACUCUGUUGGUUCUGCAGCAGCACCCCGUGGUGAGGUGAAGACUGCAGGAAGACGCACAUCAGCCCCACCUGAUGUCAACACCCAGAGCCAUCAGCAGAGGGCGCUGUUAAGGGAGAAGAGCAAAGAGAACCAGCUGGAUCGAAAUGGAUGCCAGCAGCAGGACUUGGAGAGGAGUGGUUUUGACAUUGGUUCAGUAAAAGACAAGCUUAAAGAUAAGCCGAGACAGAAAGACUUCCUCCGCAUAAAACUAAAGAAGAAGAAGAAGAGAAAAAAGAAGGCCAAGUCUGACUACACAGGUAGUGAGGAGAAUAUUGACAUCUCAGUAUUGGGUCUUCAGUCCAAAUUGAAUUUGCCACUCAAACCCCCCCUCUCACACAAUCACAAGCCUGAGGCCUACAGCUGCAGGCCUGGAUACAGCUACUCAGAGCAGAUACAUGUGGAUGAUGAGGAUAGCAUCAGUGACUGGUCCACUGAUAGCUGUGGCUGGAGUGAUGAUGACCUUGGGGUGGAUUUGGACAUCACCACACCUCCCCUAAGUGUGGAUUCUGGAGCUGUAGACACCAAUGACCAAGAGAUCGUAAGAUGUAUCUGUGAGGUGGAGGAAGAGAAUGACUUCAUGAUCCAGUGUGAAGAUUGUCUGUGCUGGCAGCACGGCACCUGCAUGGGGCUGCUUGAAGAAAACGUUCCAGACAGAUACACCUGCUACAUCUGCCGAGACCCACCAGGUCAGAGGCAGAGUCUGCGUUACUGGUAUGAUCGUGAGUGGUUGAUCAACGGCCACAUGUACGGCCUCUCCUUCCUGGAAGAGAACUACUCUCACCAAAAUGCCAAGAAGAUAACUACCACCCAUCAGCUGCUGGGAGAUGUGCAUCAUGUGGUGGAAAUCCUCAAUGGACUGCAGCACAAAAUGAAUGUCCUAAAGAGCAACACCCACCCUGACCUGCAGCUGUGGCGGCAGCCCUGGAAGCAUUUGGACAGGUCUCGGAUCAGCUCUGACUCGUGUCGCGGCAGCGAUGCAGCUCCGUCUCCUGUGACUCCUGAUGAGGACAUGAGCCGUGGAGAGAUUUUAAUGUCCAACGCUCUGGAAAAGCUGAGUCGAGCUGCAACAGCUGCCACCUCCUCUUUAUCUUGCUCCUCUUCCCCCUUUCCAUCCUUCCAAGACUCGUACAUUACCAGUGAACACUGCUACCAGAAGCCACGGGCAUAUUACCCAGCAGUGGAGCAGAGGCUGGUGGUGGAGACCCGACAGGGCUCAGAGCUGGAGGACAGCAUGCGAAGCACAGAGGAGCUUCUGGAGCGGGAGCAACGCUAUGGGAGCCUGUUGGAAACCGACAAACCCAAGUCAACAAACAACAGUAACAAGGCUUCCCUUGGUGGCUUGUUGUGCCAGGUUGAGAUGAAGGAAGAGAAUGGGAGAGACUCUGGCGAAGCUGCAGAUAAUCGCAGACACCAUCAGCAGUGGCAGAUCAACCUGCUGGAUCACAUAGACGCAGUCCAGGAUGAGGUAUCGCACAGGAUGGACUUCAUUGAGAGGGAGCUGGAUGUGCUGGAGAGCUGGUUAGACUACACUGGGGAGCUGGAACCUCCUGAACCACUGGCCCGUCUGCCUCAGCUGAAACACCGCAUGAAGCGGCUGCUGACACAGCUGAGCAAGGUGCAGCAGAUCGCCCUGUACAGCUCCACAUGAGGGCGCCAGUGAAUGGCAGUUGCCUCAAGCACCAAACAGAAUGCAGAAACAGUGUAGCUGGGGGAAGCUCGCUGGUACCUAGCUGCAUAAAUACAAGCGUGAGGUUCAGAUUGUUCAGCACAUACUUUCUGACCUGAGGUUUUUUCCCCCUUUGUCUUUUUUGAAAAGGGUCUGUGUGAAGAAAUUUGAUGCUGCAGUAAGCCAAUGUCCUAUUUGAAUAUUGAAGAUAACACACAUGGACCGUUAGCAGCAUAAAUCAGGAUUAAACACAAAAAGUAACCUCAUAAAUGCAGGAGGAAAUCCUUAGGACCAGAUUACACUUCUAUAUUUCCCAUGCAAUCCCAAACCGUUCAAAUGCCUUUUGUCUAAGCUACUGCUUACGGUUGCCCUGUACCCCUCAGCACACAGUGCUUUACAUGCAGAAGCUUUAUAUUUAAAAUUGCAUUUGAGUUCCUGUACCUUACAGUCUUUUUGCAAGAUUUUAAAAACACAUUUCAAAUGGUCAGUGCAUUAACCAUUGUCCCAGAGUUGAGUUUUGUUGUGCAGCAGCGUUUCCACAUUCGCUCAAAGUGUGCACAGAUGUUGACUUGAAGGCAUCCAGUCUACGUCGGGUCAACAAAUACUCUGCUCUGUUUUUGACCUACUCAAGGGUUUGUUUUAAGACACUGUGAAAUUUAUUUCUGGAAUCAAAGGCAUCUUCAGCUUAAGGGUUGAUUUUUUUUUUUUUUUUUUUUUUGUCUUAAACUGUAAUGCUUCUUUUUACCUAACUGUCGUCUGGAGUUUUAUCUGUUAAUCUUUGUUUGUCUGUUACCGUAUACUUAAAUUUACUCUUUGCAUUGUUGUUGCUGUAGCACUUGAUCUAUUAUUCACUGUAAUCUGUAACGUUGGCUUUUCUCCUAACCUUUUAUUUUGUGCUUUGUCACAAACUCUGACGUGUUUAUUUUCUCUGUUUUGUUCUUUGUUUAUUUACAGUAUUUUGUUUCUUUGUAAAUAUGUCAUUCGACAAACGCGCUCUUCGUUCUUGAAAACAUUCUCCAAAUACAGAUAUUGUAUGCUACUGUACUGUAAGUGUCUGGCCUAGAAGCAGGGAAAAUGUCAAACAAUGCAAACAGAUUUGCUGGUACACAAAUAAACUAUCAUUGUUAUUAAUCACCACAAA
Betta splendens (Siamese fighting fish) is the source of this 4357-nucleotide messenger RNA. RefSeq names its product PHD finger protein 20, a (gene phf20a). Bases 250 to 3198 code for a protein of 982 amino acids. Lineage: Eukaryota; Metazoa; Chordata; Actinopteri; Anabantiformes; Osphronemidae. Gene Ontology annotation, biological process: regulation of transcription by RNA polymerase II. Gene Ontology annotation, cellular component: MLL1 complex; nucleus; NSL complex. The record is from RefSeq and is a predicted model, not a curated record. The transcript is spliced from 17 exons.